Dendroctonus ponderosae (mountain pine beetle) is the source of this 1929-nucleotide messenger RNA. RefSeq names its product sphingomyelin phosphodiesterase. Gene Ontology annotation, molecular function: acid sphingomyelin phosphodiesterase activity. Gene Ontology annotation, cellular component: lysosome. The transcript is spliced from 9 exons. Bases 140 to 1900 code for a protein of 586 amino acids. Gene Ontology annotation, biological process: ceramide biosynthetic process; sphingomyelin catabolic process. The record is from RefSeq and is a predicted model, not a curated record. NCBI's taxonomy places the organism in Eukaryota, Metazoa, Arthropoda, Insecta, Coleoptera, Curculionidae.
GACUUUUAUUUACGAAACACUCAUUAACUAUCUGCUUAGUUUGUUCAAUUUCAUGCAAUAUCUGUAAUUGAACAACUGAUAUGUCGAGCUAUUUAUGCUUAGUCGUGCUUGGCCAGUCCAGUUUCACUGAUUUAAAGCCAUGAAGUGUUCACAAUGUUUUGUAUUUAUUUUAUCAAUUAUUAUAUUAUGCUUUGUUUUACAAGUGGAAAAUAAAAAAAUAUUUAAAAUCAAUACCUCAGGAGAUACUUCAGUUUUAAUUCCUCCACACCUGGUUGAGCUUGCUGGAAGGCUGAAAUAUAUAACUCCCAAAAAGGACGCAGAUGCAGGUUGUAAAAUUUGUGAGAACGCAGUCGAUGGCAUUAUUGCUUUAAGAAGAAGUAAUGCAACGAGAGACGUAAUGAUUGACUAUUUAAACCAUAUCUGCGUUCUAUUUACGAGUUGGGGUAUAGAAGGAUGUACAGGCAGGGUCAAUAUCGAAACGGACACUAUUUUAUAUAUAAUCGACCAUCGACAAGAUCUAACAGCAGCCAGGUUUUGUGCUAUUUAUUUCCAGAACUACGGAUGUGAAGAUCCAAAUGCAGACUCAUGGAGUAUUCCUUUACCUCCAGUUCCCACCACACGAACUCAAAGAAAGCAUCAGACUGACACAGGCAAUAUUCAAAUACUGCAAAUUACAGACGUUCAUCUGGAUCCGCUCUAUUCUCCAGGGAGUAAUUCCAAGUGUUCUGAACCUUUGUGUUGUGAAUCAGGAACUCCUGCUAAUGCUGAAGACGCUGCUGGCUAUUGGGGGGAUUACGCUGUUUGUGACAUGCCGUGGCAUACUAUUGAUAACAUGAUGGAUCAAAUUAAGAAAAAUCAUGAAGAUAUUGACUUUAUAUAUUUCACCGGGGAUAUAGUAAGUCAUAGAACAUAUGCCACGACCGUUCAAGGAAACCAGGAAACUAUUAAAUUAUUAUUUGAAUUGCUGGAAAGAACGUUCCCAGAUAAAACGGUUUACCCAAUAUUGGGCAAUCACGAACCACAUCCCGGAGAUUUCUACUCACCACACGACGUUCCAACAAGUUCCAAUGUUUCUACUCAAUGGUUAUUAGACUUGGUAGCAGAUGAAUGGUCGAGAUGGCUACCAAAUGCGGCACAAACCACAAUAAAACAAGGCGGUUUUUACACAGUAUUGGUGAAACCAGGUUUCAGAAUAAUUGCGUUGAAUAGCAACGUUUGCUUCACGUCCAAUUUAUGGUUAAUUUACGCAAACAUUGAUACUUUCGGCCAGCUGCAGUGGCUGGUGGGAGUUCUAACUGAGGCAGAAAAUAACGGGGAAAAAGUACACAUAUUGUCUCAUGUUCCAUCUGGUGAUGAUGUCUCUUCUUGUGUGAAAAUAUGGAGCAGAGAAUUUAAGAAGAUUGUCCUAAGGUUCUCUAAUACAAUCACGGCUCAAUUCAAUGGACACACUCACAUGGAUCAGUUUGUAUUGUUCCUCAAUGAAUCAGAUGAGGUACAAUCAGUGGCUUACAAUGGAGCAAGUUUUGCAACUUUCAUUGGAUCGAAUCCCAACUAUAGGAUCUAUGAUUUGGACAAUAGUAAUUUUACUGUGACUGACUAUAGUGAAUACACUUUCAACCUUACUGAAGCAAACAUCAAUGCGGAAUCGUCACCUAACUGGUAUAAACUUUACUCGUUCAAAGACGCCUAUGGAUUACCCGAUCUUACGCCAAAAUCGCUCGGAAAUUUAUACACCCAAAUGGCGAGCAAUAAUAGCGACAAUGCAUUAGUAGACAAGUAUUUCCGGUACGUGUACAGAGAUAGCGAUGUAUACAUUAAAGAAGGCUGUGACCAAAAAUGUAAGAAAAAAUUAGUUUGUCUACUGGUUGCUUCUGAGAGCAGCCAAAGUAUGGUCUGUUAAAAAAUAAACGCAUUGUGUUUUAGUGACGA